Amyelois transitella is the source of this 1697-nucleotide messenger RNA. Its product is annotated as myrosinase 1. The record is from RefSeq and is a predicted model, not a curated record. Gene Ontology annotation, molecular function: beta-glucosidase activity. Gene Ontology annotation, biological process: carbohydrate metabolic process. Lineage: Eukaryota; Metazoa; Arthropoda; Insecta; Lepidoptera; Pyralidae. Bases 145 to 1677 code for a protein of 510 amino acids. The transcript is spliced from 6 exons.
UUCAUAACUUUAAAGAUUACAAAAAAUCUAUUUACACUCUUUCUCCGUAAUAGAUAAAAUAAAAUAACAAAUGAUAAAACUGAUAUCCGUACUAUAUAAAGAAGUAACAUCUAUACAACAUAAAGCUUUUAGGCGAACAGCAAAAUGUGGGCUUUUUGUUUUAUUUUAUUAACAUCGUAUGCGACACUGUCGGAAUGUAAGGCAGCUGCUGGAAAGAGACAUGACGUAAGACAUUUCCCAGAUGGGUUCCUGUUCGGGACCUCAACUGCCGCUUAUCAAAUCGAAGGAGCUUGGGACGAAGAUGGCAAAUCCGAAAAUAUUUGGGAUCAUUUGACACACGAAGAUCCUUGCGCUACAAAAGACUGCUCAAAUGGAGACAUAGCUGACGAUUCAUAUCAUCAGUACAAAAGAGAUGUAGAGAUGUUAAGGGAGUUGGGACUAGAUUUUUACAGAUUUUCUCUUUCAUGGUCAAGACUUCUGCCUACAAGUUUCCCUGACAAAAUUAAUGAAGCUGGUGUAGCCUAUUACAACAAUCUAAUCAAUGAGAUGCUUAAAUACAAUAUUGAACCAAUGGUGACCUUGUACCACUGGGAUUUACCACAAAAAUUACAAGAUCUUGGCGGAUGGGCUAACCCGAAUAUUGUUGACUGGUUCGGGGACUACGCUCGUAUAGCUUUUGAACUUUUUGGAGACAGAGUCAAAUAUUGGAUUACAAUGAAUGAACCACGCGAAGUCUGCUAUCAAGGAUAUGGUUUUGUUUCUAUGGCACCUAGACUAAACAUUCAAGGUGUUGCUGAAUACAUGUGUGCUAAGAAUUUACUAGUAGCCCACGCUAGAGCGUAUCAUAUCUAUGACGAAGAAUUUAGGGCUUUGUAUGGUGGUACUAUUGGUAUUACUUUGAGUACUUCAUGGUAUGAGCCUGAGUCUGAGAGAGAGGUUGAAGCUGCCGAAGAUACAACCCAGUUUGAGUGGGGUCAGUAUGCUCAUCCGAUAUUUUCAGAAUCUGGUGAUUUCCCACCAGUAAUGAAGGAGAAAAUAGCAGCUAAAAGUACUGCUCAAGGUUUCUAUAGAUCCAGGUUACCUGAAUUUACUCCAGAAGAAAUCGAAUAUGUGAGAGGAAGCUCUGAUUUCUUUGGACUAAAUCAUUACACUUCUUACUUAGUUUAUAGAAAUGAGUCUGUUUAUACUGCCAACGAAAUUCCAUCAUAUUAUGAUGAUAUGGAGUCUAUGGUCUACCAGCCAAAUCAUUGGGAUGGGUCUGCUUCGGAGUGGUUAAAGAAAACCUCUUGGGGAUUUUACAAUUUGCUGAUGAAAAUCAAGAACGAUUACAACAAUCCUAUUAUUUAUAUAACUGAAAAUGGCUUCUCUACGACUAGUGGUUUAGAUGACGAUGAUCGAAUACUUUACUAUAGGGAAUAUCUUGACGCCAUGUUGGAUGCGAUUGAAGGCGGCGCUCACGUAGAAGCAUACACCGCCUGGAGCCUCAUGGACAACUUCGAGUGGUUAGCUGGAUAUACAGCAAGAUUUGGUCUAUAUGAAGUAGACUUCGGAAGUCCAGAGAGAACACGUACACCUCGCAAAUCGGCUUUUGUCUACAAGGAAAUUGUGCGCAGUCGCUCACUGGACUGGCACUACGAAUCCGACUCUACUUCUAUGACAAUUGACGAGGGACAUUAAGAAUAAAUAGUUUUCCAUUG